Molecule: messenger RNA, 7659 nt
Organism: Melitaea cinxia (Glanville fritillary)
Lineage: Eukaryota; Metazoa; Arthropoda; Insecta; Lepidoptera; Nymphalidae
Source: RefSeq, a predicted model, not a curated record
AUGGCUGAUGGAGCCUCCAUAAUCCACGAGCACCUGAUAAGGUUCGCGCUGGAGAACGAAGUGGCCGACCAGAUCGUCAACAGCAUAUGUCUCUGUCGAGUGUACGAGCGGCCUUUUGUUAAAGAAUUCGCAAUGGAGAGGUUGUGCAAGCUUCUUGAUAAUUUUAAGACGGCUUCCUCAAUAACGUUUAAGGUGGAGAUGGUUCCGGAGGAGGGCGCGGGCCCGCGGGCCGGCGCCGCGUGGAGUGAGGCGGCGCGGGCGCGCCUGGCGCGCUGCCUGGCGCCGCACCAGCGCCGCUCCACCAGCGAGCGCCUCGCGCACAUGGCGGCGCGCACGGCGCCUCACGACCUAAGCGCCUGGUCCGGUUACAAACACCGCUGUGACUGUCUCACUCCAAGAACGCUGUGUGCUCAACAACGGAAACAGCUGUUAAGUUUUUUGUGUUUUAGAAUUUCCUUCUUUGGUAUGAUGCAAGCUGUGAACGAGUUCAACGGGUCCAAGGAAGUGUUGGAUAAGGUAUGUGAUAGCAAUAAACUAUGUACUGAACCCAUUUUGAUAGAUGUUUUUUGUGCGAUAGAUUCAAUAACGGAUAGUUCAAGCAGGGAUUUGCAACAAGGAGACGGUACUGGGGCCAAGCCUCCCGAUAACUUUGAGGAUCACAUGAGCAAAUCGAACUCCGGCUUGGACCUGAGUGACUCCAACUUCACCGACGACCUCGAUGACAGUUCAGACUCCGACGGGUCGCCGUCGUCAUCAUCGGGGUCUGGUGGUGGGAGGCUGUGCCGGACCGUCCGACGCUUGAUGAGAUCCAUCGCAGCCAUCGAGAGACUCAUGGACCGCGUGUUGAGACACUGCGAUCGAUGGACGGAUAGGGACGCGAGUUAUGUAUGUCUGUCUUUCAGACGCCGUGUACACGCCGGUUUGUCGGAAGUAGACCGAAAGCUAAUGGCGAUGUACCGCAGACUUCCCGAUGUCCACCGGAGGCAGUUGCAGCUGUAUCGGAAGCAGAAGAGACUUUCCACUGUGUGCGCGCGGCUGGCGGGCGGGCGCGCGCCGGCGCCGCCGCCGCCCGGCUCGCCGCCGCCCGCGCCCGCGCGCGCGCCGUGCCGCCCGCUGUGCCCCGAGUACCACCUGCAGCGCUUCAAGGAGGUACGCGCUGCGCCUCGGGUACGACGUAAGGUAAUGCACAUGCGCGAUCAGCAGUUGUACUACCAUCGCUUGAGGAUGUGGCUCGAAGACCAGCUGCGUCAGGAAAGGGAGAGCUUGCCGGACGCAAACGUAAAGGUUAUAGAUGACCUUCCGAAGCGUAAGCGGCGCAACCUCAGCCCGAAGCUACAGAAAAUGGCGUCCGCACCGAAACGAAAGCUCAAACCCCAACUAUCCCAAGCAAUAAAUAAACCUCACAAAAUCCUCCAACUACUCAAAAGUAAGGCCCCCCUCCAGCCAGAUAUAAAGUCUCCCUACAAAGAAAUAGAUAGCAAAUCCGAAGCGGAACCGCCUGAAGCGUUCCCGUUAGACAAGGAAGAUAAUAUAAGCGAUACGGAAACAAUAGUAGGCGAGAAAGAGACGGACACUAUUUGUAAGGAAAUGAAAGAGUGUCUAGCUAAGUUUGCCAAUUUCGCGUUAAAUAGUCCGGAUGGUAAAGAGGAGUACGAGCCGGAGAAAGAUGUUAAAUAUCUAGAUUCGGUCAGUCCACCGUUGCAAGAAAUGUCUCCGACGACCUCCGGACCGCCAGUUUACUCGCAUAAGUCACAAAGAAUCAUAGCCGUUAAUAAAAUUUUUAACAAAGAAGAUAAAGUGUUAGAUUUUCAAUCACAAGCUAGUGAUAUAAACGCCAGAGCUAAUGAUGAGGAUGCUAGCGAAAUAGAUAAUAAUGAAGACAAGGACGUUGAUGUGUUAAAAUAUGUGACAUUCGGUUUGAAAAUUAAGAAAGCAAUGGAGGAAUGCCAGAAUAUAAUCAAUUCGUAUAAUAAAGAUGAGAAGAAACGGGAUGUUCACGAGCCUCCGACUAUGGAGCAGAUCGUCGAAGUCAUGUUAACCCUAGAUAAGAAUUCCGCGGAAUUUCUAGAAAAAAUGGACGCAGACGAUCCAAUAGAUAUGAACGUUGCAAUGUCAAAGUUAUCCGAAUUAGUAGAAAAUAUGCCUCAAACUCUAGCUAAUAUGCCGGAAAUAGCUUCGAAGUUGUCUGAGUUCGCGAACGCCAGCUUCGAACUUCCGGAAUUCGCGUCUAUUAUGAAUAGCUUGCCGGAUGUGAACAAUGACGCCCAAUUGACGCCGGAAACGUUGAAGCAGAUACGGGAAUUGAAGCUUUCGAAACGAGACAAUAUAAAAGUAACGAAAAACACUGCCAAGAGAAAAAUUAAUCGUAGAAUUAGAGCCGACGACGACGUGUUCCAAUUUGAGGGUAUCACGGAAAUAUUGAAGGACGAAAAGGAUCUGCAGAAUCUUAUGAAAAAUAAGAAUAACGAUGAGUUUAAGGAUUUCCUAUUUUCUACGCCCGCUCAAGUAGUUAUUAAUAAGGCUUUCGAUUACCUCAAACAGAAUAAGAGUCCAGAACUAUCCAAGUUUUUAGAGGAAGGUAAGGAAUUGCUAUUUUUACCGCGUAAUAGUCUUAAUUCUGAAAUGUAUUCGAAAGCCUCCAAUCUAUUCGAUAAUUCUGUUAAGGACGCUUUAAGUAUGACUGAGUUGAGAGAUAUAGUCAAAUCUAGGUUUAAUUCCUGGAAACACAACGUAGCUACUAAGCUUAAGAGCAUACCUAUCGAUAUAUUAGAGAAUGAAAUAGAAGUUAUGUUAGAUAAGUUCUAUUCGUCGAUACAGGACUUAGCUUCGAAACAGUGUAAUAGCGAAAGUGACAAGAUUAUUGAAAAAAUCGAUGAAUUGAAUCGAAGUAACGACGAAUCGGAUACAGAAGGGUGUUCAGCUUCGAAGGAAACUCUGAAACAAAUCACAAAGUUACUGAGCACGUUUGCUGGUAACACGCUAGACUUGCUAAUAGUGAAAUUGUCGAAAAUGUCCGACGAUAAGAAAUCAGCUGUGAAAAGUUUAAAGUUUAAGUAUUUGGACGUUGUGAAACGUUGCGCGGAGUCGCAGGAGCUAGUUAGCUGGAUAUUCCUAGACCCGGAAAUCGCUAUCAACGUUAUACAGGAACUUACGGGUCUAGAGGUCAGGAAAUUGGACAACGCGCCAGACUUUUCGACGUUGUCGAAUGAUAGAAAAAAGGAUUACUUCAUGAAUCGCUUGAAAGAAACCAACAGGCAGUAUAUGGAAACGCUGCCCAAAAAAGGUUUGACGGGUGAUGAAUGGCUAGUGAUGCUGUACAGGCUGGAGCAGUUAGAGGACACUUUAAGGGAAUCGUUUUCGAAAAUGGCGCCCCCGACGAAAGUCAUACAAACACAGGCCAGUGAAGCGGAAAUCGUAGCAGCUAAAGGUCUCAGUAAGAUAAUUGGUAAAGCAAACGUAAGAAUAGUCAAGAAAACCAAUCAAGAACCCCCGAAACCGGUCAAGAAGGAGGAAUUACCGGCAAAUAACGAUGACGACGAUAAGAAAUGCAAGAGCUACGCACUUUUAGCGAAGUGUGAAGCGAUAUUGACGUCAAAGGGCGAUAAAUCACUUUUAGAUAGUUUUUACGCGAUAAAAUCCUACAUAACCCAAGGACUGCCCGUUCCUGAAACCUAUAAAAAACACGUCAUAUCUAUAUGUUCUAGUAUCGACGCGAAACUUCUAGAAGAGGACGCAGAAGAAUGUAUGAAAGUAGAAGAAUUAGAAAUCGAUAAGGACAAAACUCCUCUAUCAGUCAUCGGUUCCCAGAACCCGGAACUUUUAGCUAAAUAUUCCGCCCAAGCGUUGAGAAAUGCUAAACAAACUUUAAACGCGGUCGCCUUUAGGAAUAUGUCGAGAAACGGACAGACGAAAUCUGAAAGCGACGCUUGCGAUACACCCAAAAACAACUGCAAAUGGACGAAUGACUGUGUUUGUGAUUCGUGUAAGAAUUCAGAUGUGUCGUCUGUGUGUCCCGGUGAUGUAGUGAAGUGCGACGAUGAUAAGAAGCUUCAAGAGGACAAGAAGAAGGAGAAGAAGGUCAUGCAGAAGCAGAAGCAGGCCCCGAAGGGCUGUGAGAACGGUAACCAUCAGCAGCAUGUUUGUAAAGUGGGGCACGGCGCUUGUGUGGGUGAGGGCGCCGCCGACCAGCCCUGCAACUGUUGCUACUGCACUGUCUUCGGACUAGCGCCGCCGCUAACGACCCCAGUUCCGCGCAACUUCAACGAAACGAGAGAGAGGUUGAGAUCGAUACUCAAUAAGAAGAAGCAGAAAUGUAAAACGAACGGCGAGGUGGAGUCCCCGCCGGAGCGCGCGCCCCCGCAGCCCCCGCAGUCGCAGGCCUCCACACCCCCCCUUCUCCCCGCUUCUCAGGCCCUCCCCAAGUCUCUCCCCCCAACAUUGACUCCUGCGCAGGCGCAACAGAAGCGGCAAGCCAUCGAGAACCAGCAGAAACAGCUAGCUGAAAAAAUGGCCAAGAUGGUCGUCACAGAGAAACCGGAAAAUAAACCUAAGGCUCUUCAACGUUCAGUUCCAGCGCAAGUGAACGCUCCAACUGCGGUCAAAGCCGAGGGGAAAGUCAAUGCGAGCGCUAUGGAGCAGAUACGAAUACAGCAACUCAAACAACAGCAGCAAGCGCAAAUGCAACAGCAGAUGCAGCAGCAGCAACAACAACAAAAACAACAACACCAGCAGCAGCAACAACAACAACAACAACCACAACCACAACCACAACAACAACAACAACAACAACAAAACCAACAACAACAGCAAACACAACACCAACAAAAGAAACCUGAACCUAUAUACGAUCUGCCGAUACACAACAAACCGACUUUGACUCCUCAGCAGCAACAACAGAUAAGACAACAACAGUUGCAACAACAACAACAGCUACAACAACAACAGAUGCAACAACAACAACAGCAGCAGCAGAUUCAACAACAACAGCAGAUGCAACAACAUCAACAACAACAACAGCAACAGAUGCAGAUGCAACAACAACAGCAGAUGCGGCAGAGUCGGCAACAACAGAACACAGUGUCGAUAUCGAGUCGAGAUACGAGCGUCUUCUCAACUAGCUCUGGCUGUUCUGGAGGUUCUUGUUGGCGUGGUCGAGGUGGGUGCAACAACAGAGCUGAAGACCCUCGAGACCUUGACGCGCUCUUGCAGUACAUCGAGGGUCCAGCGCGACACGUAGACCGCGGGAAGAAAAGGGCUAAGAAGCAGCGCCAAAAGGCUAAGAGGAUGGAGUCCCGACUGGAGGAGCGGCUGCAGGCGGUGGGGCGCGAGCUGGCGGCGGCGCAGGCGCAGCGGGCCGCCGCGCACGGGGCGCGCGUGCGCGCCGAGCGCCUGCUGGCGGAGGCGCGCGCGGCCGCCGCGGCGCGGAGGCGCGGUAAAAAGCAGAAACUGAACCCAGUACAACAAGCUAAAAUGCAACUAGUAGCUGAGCAACUCGGCGAUUACACUGCCGUCGUCAACACUGCCGCUAAGGAGUUGCAGGUAGCCGAUAGGCGUGUGGCGGAGUACACGAAGCGCUAUCAAGAGUGUCAGAGAGCCUUGGCUGAAGCUAGAGCCUUACAGGGGAAAGAGCCCAUCGAGGACAGGAACAUUCACCAGCAUUCACCAGAGCCUCAGCCAGAUGUGGCGCAACAGCGUAUCUCCGCUGUACUGAGCAACGACUUUACCGUAUUGAAAAUGUGCGAGAAUGAAAGUCAGUCACAAAUUCAAUCGCAGAAACCAAGCGAGAGUCAAAAGAAACAGACAUGGGAGCAAGCGAUCGCUCAUAUCAACCAGCUAGCUAAGGGAUCUGCUAAGAAAAAACACAAAGAACAGAAAGAACCCCAAGCCCAGCCCAAGGUCGAGGUGAAGGUAAAGGAGAAGGAGAAAAAGGCGUCUCCUCCGCCAGCUAUCGAACCGCAACCCCUGUCUAAGAAGCAGAGAAAGUUGCUCGCUAAGCAACAGGCGGAGGAAGAAGAGAAAAGGAAACAGCAACAAUUAGAAGCGAAAUCCAAGAAAGCGUCGAAACAGGAACCUCUCAAAAUAGACAACAGCAAGAAGGACAAAGAGACGAAGAGAGAAGACAAGAAGAGAAAAGAAGAGAAGAAGGAAGUUAAGAAAGAAGAUAAAAAGGGGAAGGAGAAUAAACAGGACGCAAAAGCAUCGACAACAGCAAAAACGAAAGCCGGCCAACAACAAGCACAACAAAACAACAAGAAGGAUAAGAAGAAGGAAGCUACUGUCGAAGUUGUCACCAAGAAGAAUCAAUGCGCCAACCAGCCAGGGAAGCCAGCCUCUUGUAGCAUAAUGGAGCAGCUUAGCAGCGGAGUACAGGUGGCGGAUCUGAAACUGCCUCCUGGGAUUACUUUGACACGAGUUCAACCCAAUGAACAGAAGGAGGGGCCCGCCAUCAAAUCUGUUCCGCUGUGGAGGCACGCGGCCGCGCCGGCGCCGCGCCCCACUCUGCUGGCCUUUGCCGCGCCGCACACCGAUCCGCCCAAAGCGAUAAUAAUACCAGAACCGACGCAGCCAACUGGAAAAUCGAAGAAAACAAAGAAAAAGGCCAAAAAAGCGGCCGCUGAAGCCGCGGAGCCUAAACAAGAUGGCGCUAAAAUGGUCACACUACGGAACCCCAUGUUCCACCCCAACCUACCCCCCGUUCAGAUAACAACCGCUCCACAAAAGUCGGAGAUACGGAUCCCUGACCCCAUCCCCAUGCCCCCGACCCCCUGUCAAGCAACCAUAACUCCUACAUCGAACGGAAUGUACACAAUCCGUAACCCUCUCAUGUCUAUGAUGCACCAGCAAAAUUUGAUGGGAAUCAGAAACCAGAACCCCCAAAUGGCACCCAUUUUUAACCAGCCACCAUAUAACUACGUUAACCCCAAUGUUUACAACCCCCAAAGUUUCGAGCCUACCCGAAACUCCCCAAAGCAAGAUGAUUUCCAGCACCGUAUAAUGAAUCUAGCUUCAUUCACCCAAAAAAACGAUGAAGGCUACUCCCUCUUCAAGACACCAGAUGACAACCCUCAGAAGAGCUUCCUGACCCCAGAAUACUUCGAUGACCAGGCUCCGAAGGUCGUGUCUCCAAAUCCAAUAGGAACAAGACCAGACCACAACAGAAAUUACGAGAACGAUUCUCUGUUCGCCAAUCCCAUUCAACGCCCGGAGCCAAUAGGAACACCCUUGAAGAAAGACGAUGAUAAGCAAUACAGUGGCUUAUACACCCCAUUCGGUCAAGAAGAUCACAACGUCUUCAGAAAUGCCCUCUUCAGCGAUAAACAGGAAUCGAACCAGACCAAAAUGGAGGAUUCCACUCCUUAUGUCAACGGGGAGUUGCCUUACUUCCAAAGAUUGAGAGCGGGUUCGAAGCUUAACAACGAAGUGACGAUACACUACGUCACAGAUUCAAAGUUUUAUAAGGGACAGGAGGGCGAGGCGUCGCUGUUCGCCGCGCGCGCCUGGCCGCGUGCGCCCGCGCCGCCGCAGCCGGACUGCAGCAUCACGACCCUACCUACUCUAGAGACAUCUGAACGUGAGACCGAGUCCUUUGUUCUAAACUUCCACUUCUCUUCGUCAAGACACAAGCCCUACAUUCCGAUGUUGUCGUCAACUGAAUCAUAG